Molecule: messenger RNA, 3144 nt
Organism: Sphaeramia orbicularis (orbiculate cardinalfish)
Lineage: Eukaryota; Metazoa; Chordata; Actinopteri; Kurtiformes; Apogonidae
Product: alpha-2A adrenergic receptor
Exons: 2
Coding region: 604-2208 (534 amino acids)
Biological process (GO): G protein-coupled receptor signaling pathway
Cellular component (GO): plasma membrane
Molecular function (GO): epinephrine binding; alpha2-adrenergic receptor activity
Source: RefSeq, a predicted model, not a curated record
CGGACUCUGUCUCCAGCGUCUAAAGUGAGAUGACAAACCGGGAGAAACAUCCAACCAGGAUAUAUCCGAACGGACUGAUUUCCAUCCUUUGCGUCCUCGGUCUGGCUAUCUGAGACGAGCCAACUACUUUUACUUUUCUUUUUCUCUCCGUUUUUCUGACGUAUAUCAACAUUAUUUUAUUUUACCUGCUUUCCUUCUCUACAGAGUUUUUUUUUCUCUUUUUCUUUCUCUCUUUGGAGAUAAUAGAGGACUACAUGAAUCAAUUCUUCAGUUUGUUGGAAACUGUGUGAACACUUAUCUUAAACUUCUACAUAGAGUGAAUGCAAAAAGAGCAAAAUAACUUUUUCAUCUAUGGAUUAUAACUCCUAUGGAUUAAUGCAUUGAUGUGUGUGUGAUGGACACAUUCCAUACAUUGCAAAAGUUCCUCAUGGUGUAAAGAUCACAUGACUUAAUCUUGACUUCCAUCUGCCCACUUCCUCGGUCUUAUCGACUGAAAACCCAGUGUUGCAAUGUUUAGUCGCAGAAACAGUCCUUUAUUGUUGGCCAUCACUCUGUAAGGAACCGUUAUCUUCAUCUGUCACCUUCUUCAUCAUCUCCAUCGCCAUGGCAGCUGCCCCUGACACACCCUGCCUCUCAGAGAUUGGUGGACUCCAGACAAAGAACAUCAGCACCAUCUCGGGCACCAGACCCUGCAACCAGAGCACUGUCAGGACCUCGUCCUACUCACCGCCCGCCACCGCAGCCUUCGCUAUUUCCAUCACUUUCAUGAUGAUCGUGACUAUUGUGGGGAACAUCCUGGUCAUCAUCGCCGUGCUGACAUCCAGGUCCCUCAAAGGGGCUCAGAACCUUUUCCUUGUGUCCCUAGCUGCUGCGGAUAUUUUAGUGGCCACCCUCAUCAUUCCGUUUUCAUUAGCCAAUGAGCUGCAGGGAUACUGGGCAUUUAGCACCAUCUGGUGUGAAAUUUACCUGGCGUUGGACGUCCUCUUCUGUACGUCCUCCAUUGUGCACCUGUGCGCUAUAGCACUGGACCGCUACCUGUCAAUUUCUCGACCUGUGUCCUACGCUGCCAUACGUACUCCAUUACGCAUUAAGGCAGCUAUAAUAGUUGUUUGGCUCAUAUCUGCGGUCAUCUCUUUUCCACCUUUGCUCACCCUGGACAAAAGUGAAGGAGGGGAAGAAGUAUGUGAACUAAACAGUGAGACCUGGUAUAUUCUAUACUCCACCAUUGGCUCCUUUUUCGCCCCCUGUGUGAUAAUGAUUCUGGUGUAUGUGAGGAUUUAUCAGAUUGCUAAGCAGCACACACGCUGCCCACCUGGAGAGAAGCAUAAAAAGGUGGCAGGGAAUGUAAGUGUCCCAAAGAGCGAGCCUGCAGGGAAGUUAGCAGAGCAGUCACAGCAGAAUGGAGAUCAAGGGGAUAUAAAUGCUAGCCAACGGGAAAAAGUCCUGACCAAAACGCCUGGCUCAGAUUCCACCCCAUCAUCACUUCAGAAAUGUCCUGAGAACACUGAAAACCAGGACACUCAGCAGUAUCUGAAUUCAAGUGUUGCCCCAGUCCAAAAAUCCAUCUCCUCCACCUCAAUCCCUCAAUGUGACAGCCAAAUCCUCUCAGCUGUUCUGCACAAAGACACCCAGAAAGAGCCUGACAAAGGGAGGGUGGCGCAGACCGACGCUCUCCCUGACAACACCUCCAGCUUCGGGUCUGAGGCUGAGCUGGAAAUGUGCGAGGAAGGUGUUACAGGAGAGGACAGCAAAGACGAAGAAGACGCCAGAAAGGCCGAUGAGCGAAUGUUGGCAUCAUCUCAAAGAAAAGGGUUCAAAGUUCAGGUUCUAAACUUGGCCUGUAGAUACAAGAACACAAUGGCCACGUCAUCAGGAACUAAACUCGUAUCUGAGGAAACCCCAAAGAUUCAGGGGACUCCCAUAUCCCGCCGUAAGGCCAUGGUGAACAGGGAGAAGCGCUUCACUUUUGUCUUGGCCGUGGUAAUGGGAGUUUUUGUGAUUUGCUGGUUCCCCUUCUUCCUCUCUUAUUCUCUUCAAGCCGUCUGCCCAGAUACCUGCAGCAUCCCCAAACCUUUGUUUAAGUUCUUCUUCUGGAUUGGUUACUGUAACUCUUGCCUCAACCCAGUCAUAUACACUAUAUUUAACAAAGAUUUCAGGAGAGCCUUCAAGAGGAUACUUUGCAGGGACACAAAAGGUACAUUUUUCUAGAGUGAGAAUGGAAAGCUGCCUCCAGACAGGAAUAUCAUUUUCUGCAGAUGUGCAAAACUGCAGACGGAACUGGUAUUUCUUUUUCUGUACAUGAUGAGGAAAGGAAAAAAUCUCUGCGGCACAGGACAAAUAAUGUACAUGCACUCUUGUACAUUAAGGAGGAGAUUGCAUUAGUUUUCAGUUCUCCUUGUGCUUCGAUUUGGAUAGCAGAGUCAGUGCAACACGGGCAGAUUUCAGAAAGCCACCAUCAAGCAGCUGAAUCAGUUUUCUUUAAUGUUAUUUAACAAUACAGUGUAAUUGUAUAUACAAUGAUGCAGAAUCAUUUGAUUGCAUUUUACAAUGAAAGUCAAAAGGAUAAGAGGAGUAUAAAACAUAACAAAUGUGUGUGUGUGUGUGUGUGUGUGUGUGUGUGUGUGUGUGUGUGUGUGUGUGUGUGUGGUCCAAGUAUUUAUUAUGUUCCAGGGAUAUGAAUGUUUGUUUCCCGUCACUUGUGGAGACUUCAGUUAGGGCUGGGUAUAUUAUAGGUUCAGUAAUACUCUAGGAAAUGAAUGUAAGUUAAUGUAAGUUCCCCCCAAACACAUAAAAAUAAUUGUGUGGACUUGUGUGAUCAUAUAUGCACGGAAUGGUCGCCUAAGGGUCUUGUCUGAAGAGAACAAAUAUCACUAAGUGUUCUUUAUUGCUGAUAAAAUGGGCACUCAAAGAAUAUGAGAUCUGUGAAAAAGUGCAUAUCUUUCAGUUUGUGUCUUUGCUACCGUUCUUCACUUCUUCCUCUAUCAAAAGCUGUGACUUGGGACUGGUAUACGGUGAUGGAUGAAGUGUUUUCUAUCUGUAUUCUCCAGCCUCUUUGAAGCUUGGGAUGUUACGUCUCUCUCUGGGAUUUGCUCAUUAAGGUGAUAGCCAGAGGCUUCAGUGGGAAAACUAAAGUAAAAAAAAAAA